AUACAACGUCGAAAUCCAAAAGGAAGAAAAGAGUUCGAUUAUUGAUAAUUCAUAUUACUACUGGUUAAAGGUUAAUGAUUACCCAAUCAACAGAAAAAUCAAAAAAUUUCUGGAAAGGGAAAGCAAAACAAAAGAUAAAUAUUUACACAGAAACAGUGAUUGAGAAUGUCUGGGAGAAGGCGAGCACGUCCUGACACAACCACGCCACUUCUCGGCCAACAGCCUCGCUCACCAUACUAUAGCCCUCGCAGUCCUCGGCUUCAUUCUGUCUUCCUUGAGAUGUCUUUUUCCUCUCCCACUCCUCCCGCCAACCCUAAUCGCUGUGUCUUCCUCGGCGUUGACGUCGGCACCGGCAGCGCCCGUGCAGGCGUCUUUGAUGAAAACGGGAAGCUUCUUGGUUCGUCUAGCAGCCCAAUACAGAUAUGGAAAGAUGGUGUCCAUGUUGAGCAAUCUUCUACAGAUAUAUGGCAUGCAAUCUGUGCAGCUGUAAAAGCGGCUUGCUCUUCAGCAAAAGUUGCACCUGAAGAAGUAAAGGGUCUGGGAUUUGCGGCUACUUGUUCUCUUGUAGAUGCUGAUGGCUCUCCUGUUUCGAUCUCUUGGAGUGGUGAUUCAAGAAGGAAUGUGAUAGUGUGGAUGGAUCAUAGAGCAGUAGAGCAAGCUGAAAGGAUCAAUUCCAGUAACUCGCCUGUAUUACAGUAUUGUGGUGGAGCUCUUUCACCUGAAAUGGAGCCUCCAAAGCUAUUGUGGGUCAAAGAAAAUUUGCCAGAAUCUUGGUCUAUGGUUUUCAGGUGGAUGGACUUGAGUGAUUGGUUGUCAUACAGGGCAACUGGAGAUGAUACUCGUAGCCUGUGCACCACUGUUUGUAAGUGGACAUAUCUUGGUCAUGCACACAUGCAGCAAGUAAAUGAUAAAGACUCUCGAGAUAUGGAAGCUUGUGGAUGGGAUGAUGAAUUUUGGGAAGAGAUAGGGCUGGGUGAUCUUAUUGAAGGACAUCACGCUAAGAUAGGACGAAGUGUUGCUUUCCCUGGCCAUGCUUUGGGUAGUGGCCUUACUCCUGCUGCAGCACAGGAACUGGGUCUAGUAGAAGGAAUUCCUGUUGGGACAUCACUAAUUGAUGCUCAUGCUGGUGGUGUUGGGGUAAUGGAAAGUAUGCCCCCAUCAGAUUCUGAACUUAAAGGAGGUUUUGUAUCUUCUGGGCAUGCUAAGGAAGAAAUCUGCAACCGCAUGGUGUUAGUCUGUGGAACUUCUACUUGCCAUAUGGCUAUAUCACAGAGCAAGCUGUUCAUUCCUGGGGUUUGGGGACCAUUUUGGUCAGGAUCAAUUAGCAACUCUGCAGUUGCUCCUUUGGGAUUCUUCUAUGUGGUGAACCAUUUUUCCUUUAUUUGUUCAGCGAUGGUACCAGAAUAUUGGCUCACGGAAGGUGGUCAGAGUGCUACUGGUGCAUUAUUGGAUCAUGUAAUUGAAAACCAUGCUGCUUCUCCUCACCUUGCUAAUCUAGCUGCUUCUCAAAAGGUUUCUGUCUUUGAACUUCUGAACAAGAUCUUGGAAAAGUUGUUGUCUGAGCAGAACCAUCCGUUUGUUGCUGCCUUGACUGAAGAUACACACGUUCUUCCUGACUUCCAUGGGAACAGGUCUCCCAUUGCAGAUCCAAAAGCAAAAGGUGUUGUUUGUGGUUUGACACUUGACACAAGUGAGAAACAGUUGGCCCUUCUAUACUUGGCAACUGUGCAGGGAAUUGCAUAUGGCACUCGCCAUAUUGUUGAGCAUUGCAAUGCCCAUGGUCACAAAAUCAAGACCCUGCUUGCAUGUGGUGGCCUUUCAAAGAAUCCUUUGUUCAUUCAGGAACAUGCUGAUAUUAUUGGCUGCCCAAUAAUUCUUCCAAGGGAAAGUGAAUCUGUGCUCUUGGGUGCUGCUAUUUUGGGUGCUGUGGCUUCUAAGAAAUUUUCUACCCUUAGUGAGGCCAUGAAAGCCCUGAACGCUGCGGGUCAGGUCAUUCAUCCAUCUGAAGACCCUAAGGUGAGAAAAUACCAUGACACAAAGUACAAAAUAUUCCGGAGCCUUUAUGAACAGCAGCUCUCUUAUCGGUGCAUGAUGGCUCAAGCCAUGGCGUAGUUCUCCACCUGCUUGAUCUCAAACUGGUGAUUCUAUGACGUUAUUUCGUGGCCAUGGAUUUCGGCUGCAGAUUAGACAAUUUAAGAAUUCAAUGGAAGAAGAUACAGGGUAAGUAGUCAUCAAUUUGAGUUGGAAAGUUUUUUUGUACAGCCUCGUGUGCCUUUUCUUCCCCAUUUUCUCCUUGAAUGUAUAGAAUAAAGAGUUCGAGUUUCGCUCUGCUUUCUCUGCUGUAAACUGUGAUGUAAAUGAAGUUUAUGAUUUGACAAGAGUUGAAUCACAGAAUGUGUUACAACUUACAGAGGGUAAGGAUGUAAAUAACUUACAGCAAAGGAUCGUUCGUAAUAAUUUGUUCUCCCAA
Messenger RNA from Prosopis cineraria, 2470 nucleotides. RefSeq lists its product as uncharacterized. The coding region runs from base 166 to 2112 and encodes 648 amino acids. The record is from RefSeq and is a predicted model, not a curated record. Lineage: Eukaryota; Viridiplantae; Streptophyta; Magnoliopsida; Fabales; Fabaceae. Gene Ontology annotation, biological process: carbohydrate metabolic process. The transcript has 15 exons. Gene Ontology annotation, molecular function: kinase activity; phosphotransferase activity, alcohol group as acceptor.